Messenger RNA from Anthonomus grandis grandis, 1458 nucleotides. RefSeq names its product 26S proteasome non-ATPase regulatory subunit 6-like. NCBI's taxonomy places the organism in Eukaryota, Metazoa, Arthropoda, Insecta, Coleoptera, Curculionidae. The coding region runs from base 80 to 1312 and encodes 410 amino acids. The transcript has 3 exons. The record is from RefSeq and is a predicted model, not a curated record. Gene Ontology annotation, biological process: proteasome-mediated ubiquitin-dependent protein catabolic process.
GAGCCUGUUGGCAGAAUAAAUAACCUGGACAAAACAUAUAAUUGUCAUUUUACAUAAGAAUAUAUUAUUAAUUUUUACUAUGGAAGAACCAAUAUUAGAAACUGAAAGUGACGACGCGAUUUUUUACGAUGUGAUUUGUACGGAGGUAGACGAAAACGCGAUCGAUGACGACAUGAUAAAAAAUCCCGACUUGGAGAUUGCGCAGCUCAAGUUCCUGCUGACCCUGCCAGAGUUUUCCGCUGAUAAAUCAAAAACCCAAAAACUAAUGGAUCAUGUUAAGAAGAAUCAAAUGGCCCCUUAUUAUGAACUAAUUUGUAAACAACUAAAUUGGAAUAUGGACAAAUCACUUAUGAAGGACAUGACAGAAUCCAACACGAAAGCACUCGACUCUCUCGAAUCGGAAAUCGAAUACGCGACGAACAAUCUGGGAGCGAUCGACACUAAAGUGGCCCUUCUGAACAAGGCGGACUAUUUAAGUCAAAUAGGAGACAAGGAGGAGACAAUAAAAACCCUCGGGAAAGCGUACGCGCUUACGGUGGCAUUGGGUUGCAAACUGGAUAACGUCUUUCACUGUAUCCGGAUCGGGUUGUUUUUCAACGAUCUGGAUCUAAUACGCAGUAAUCUGAGUAGGUGCGAGCAUUUGAUUGAAGAGGGCGCCGAUUGGCAUUAUAGGAACUGCUUUAAGAUAUAUAAAGGUUUAUACUCUUUGGCGAUCAGAGACUUCACAACCGCCUGCGCCGUUUUCACAAACGCAAUAUCAACAUUCGUUUGCACCGAGUUAAUUUCCCUAGAUCUCUUCAUCAAGUACACCAUUAUCUCCGCAAUGAUCGAUCUGAACCGUAUGGAACUCAAAAAGAAGAUCAUCACCAACCCGGAUGUCCUCCAAGCCAUCCAUUACCAGCCGAAUUUGAAAAACUUUAUUUUCUCAUUGCAUCAUUGCGACUACAAGACGUUCUUCCGUGCGUUGGCCGACGUGGAAACCGAGCUGAAGCAUGACAUGCUCCUCCACGCCCAUUAUCAAUAUUACGUGAGGGAAAUGAAAGUGAAGGCUUACGAUCAGUUACUGUCAACGUACAUAUCAUUGAAGAUCAGUUAUAUGGCCGAUCAGUUUGGGGUGAGUGAGGAGUACCUCGAGGAGGACGUGAGCAGAUUUAUAGCGGCGCAAAAGUUGAAUUACAAAAUCGAUAAGGUGAGCGGGAAGAUACUGAACGUGCAAGCGAACAAGAGGCAGGAGAUGUUCGAAAACGUGACCAAGCAGGGCGAUUUGCUGCUGAACAGGAUUCAUAAGUUAAGCAGAGUGAUCAAUAUUUAGUGUAUCUUCCUUUCUCUCGGACAUAAAAAGUCCAUUAAAUCGCUUUCGAAUGCAUGGCAAAGUGGGUCACGGAAUGAUCGAAACCGGCCAUUCUUCGGUUGUGUGUCAAGGUUAAAAGCAAUAAAAUUUUGCAGGGUUUGCAAGGA